AUGGUUUGGUGUUGUUGUUUCUCUCCAGACGGGAAGAAGAUCCUCUCUGGCUCAGAGGACGGUUUUUUGAAGCUCUGGCUCGCGUCUGACGGUGCGUUGCAGCAGACCUUGAGUGGACAUGGCGCAGAUGUUUCGUCUUGUUGUUUCUCUCCAGACGGGAAAACGAUCCUCUCUGGCUCAUAUGACGGUUUUUUGAAGCUCUGGCUCGCGUCUGACGGUGCGUGGCAGCAGACCUUGAGUGGACAUGGCGAUGUGGUUAGGUGUUGUUGUUUCUCUCCAGACGGGAAGAAGAUCCUCUCUGGCUCAGACAACGGUACUUUGAAGCUCUGGCUCGCGUCUGACGGUGCGUUGCAGCAGACCUUGAGUGGACAUGGCGCAGGUGUUUGGUGUUGUUGUUUCUCUCCAGACGGGAGGAAGAUCCUCUCUGGCUCAUCUGACGGUACUUUGAAGCUCUUGUUUGCGACUGAUGGUAGUAUUUCACGGACAGAUCAGCAAACAGUUGAUAUAGAUAUGCAGCAUGUUGAAGUAACGUCUAGAGAUAUUGUGAACAAGUACCACAUUCUGCAAGCUGCCCAGUUGCCUCGGCUAUCCCCCUACUUGGAAUACGGGGUCGACAUAGUUUCACUGGAUAACCCAUUUGGCAAAUUUAUGGCACAGCUUGUUAUCAGCACGGCCGUAGGGCAUAGGGAGUCUUACAGGUCUGCAUUGUAUUGUGAUCCGCCUCAGCUGGAUAUUGUCGGUGUGCGAUCGGUAGUGAACCCAAGACUACAGCAUUUGUAUCAAGCAAAGCUUGGGCUUCUCGAGGGCAAGAGGCGCCCGGGCCCGUGCUCUCCGAUUGCGGCCCUAUCGCAUUUGAAAGUGCCUGUCAACAUGCACGACUUCGACUUGAACGAGCACUUCAUGUUCCAUGGGGCUGCACCAUCCACGCUAGAGAAAAUUUGCAAGGGUGGUUUCAACCCACAGCGGGGUGGCGAGGCUACUGGUAAGCUCUUCGGUACCGCCGCGUAUUUCGCUGCAAAUUCUUCGAAAAGUGACGACUACACAGAGGAGCGCACAAAUCCGUUGGCAAGGAGUGCCAGGAGGACAAUAAUUGUUUCCCGCGUUGCUCUGGGUGAGUCUUUCCGCGCGUUAAGGUCCAUGAAGGACGCCACGAAGCCCCCAGACAACAGCGAUGGCAUGGACUUCGACUCAGUCUGGGCAGACACGUCGAGCAAUGGGGGCUGCGUGGACCAUAUAGAGGUCAUGGUGUAUUCGGAGGGCCAGGCUCUGCCAGUGGCACUCGUGGACUACCGUCAUGCAGACGACUGUGCGUGCGCCUUCUGCCGGCGGCGGCCUUGA
Prorocentrum cordatum is the source of this 1338-nucleotide messenger RNA. The record is from the annotation of a GenBank genome assembly. NCBI's taxonomy places the organism in Eukaryota, Dinophyceae, Prorocentrales, Prorocentraceae.